Messenger RNA from Cyphellophora attinorum, 717 nucleotides. RefSeq lists its product as uncharacterized. The coding region runs from base 1 to 717 and encodes 238 amino acids. Lineage: Eukaryota; Fungi; Ascomycota; Eurotiomycetes; Chaetothyriales; Cyphellophoraceae. The record is from RefSeq and is a predicted model, not a curated record. The transcript has a single exon.
AUGCAUACGACCUUUCUCUUCACCGUGGCAGCUGCUAUCGUACUCCCAUUUUUCGUCUCUGCAGCACCAACGCUCGACAGUCGACAGAGUGGCGCCUUCGGUGGCGUCUUAGGCACCACCGACGAUCCGAACGAUAGCUCACUGCUUGACAUGUACGCCAGUCCACCGGCGUAUGCAUCGAGCGCUGCCGCCUCAGCCGCACCGAGCAGCGACCCGGGCAUCAUCAGCGCCAACAGCCCCGGUGCCGAUGUCGAGGGCGAAGACGAAUCCAUAAACUCCCAGCAGGUACAGUGCUCCAGUACGAACGACUGCGUCGGAUUCUGCACACAGCAAACAGCAAACGAUCCAGACGUACAUCAAUUCGGCUUAUCGACGUACUGCUUUCAGGGCGGCAACAGCGCAGGACAGCUGGCUCCCGUGGGCAUCUGCCAAUGUGGCAGCGCGCAGGCUGUGGACCAGAUCGUUGCUGGGCUUGGUGACGCGAUCUGCAUUGCUCUCAAUGCUGGGCUGAACCUAGGUGUGGAGGUCGCGGCAGACUUGAUCCCUGUCGUGGGUACGGAUGGCUCGGUCAUUCAGGGGUUGUUCAAGUAUGGGCGGAACACUGUCAAGAAGGGGGCAAAGAACUGUGAUAUCAAUGUCUGUCCCGGUCAUGUCUUCACGGUGGUCGAUCCAAACAAUCUUCCCAACCCGGGCGAUAUCUUCUGCGACUCCGACUGA